Messenger RNA from Bradysia coprophila, 2794 nucleotides. RefSeq lists its product as uncharacterized. Gene Ontology annotation, biological process: negative regulation of cell migration. NCBI's taxonomy places the organism in Eukaryota, Metazoa, Arthropoda, Insecta, Diptera, Sciaridae. Gene Ontology annotation, cellular component: Sin3-type complex. The record is from RefSeq and is a predicted model, not a curated record.
CUGUUGACGUUAUAACACGGAAACAGCUGGAAGUCUGAACAUAAAAUAAAUUAAUAAUUUUUGCCGAAAGCUGUCGGUGAUUUUGAUCUUAGACCAUUGCCAACGACAUUUAAAAUAAAUAAAUAAUUUUUCAUGACGGUACGGCCACCGAAAAUGGCAUAAAUAAAAAAGCAUCGUUUAUUAUCGUGUUGUGCUACGCGCGUUCAAUUCGCCAUCUUUGAGUGUAAUCAAUCUUAAGAGAAACAUAAACGGUAAGUGGACUGCAAUUCAAUUUCAUUUCUUUUAUCAUAAAUAUGGUUAAUAUUUUGCCAAAUCAUUGAAAUCUUAAUUGUAAAUGUGAAUGUCAUGCAACCAAUCAAAUGUCAUCGAAAAUUAAGUUGUAUUUUGUGAAUAAAUUGCAUUUGAAAAUCGGCGUCUUCCUUUCGUUUCAUGAAAAAUGAAUGUAAAAUUUACAGUGUAUCCAAAUUGACUAAGUAUUGACCAGCGCCUUAAACUAACGAAUCGACCGAUUGACACGCCAGGACAAAUCCUCAGCAAAAAUGUUUUCGUUCCACAAACCAAAAGUUUACCGAUCAACGCAGGGUUGUUGUAUAUGUAAAGCGAAAUCCAGCAGUUCACGUUUCACAGAUUCAAAGAAAUAUGAAACAGACUUCAUUGAAUGCUUUCAACUGAGCACACCACGCAAAGGUGAAAUUUGCAAUGCAUGCGUUCUGCUAGUGAAACGAUUCAAACGCUUACCGCCGGGAAGCGAUCGACAUUGGGGUCACGUUGUUGAUGCACGCGUUGGACCCGGUCUGAAGUCAAUGACUAAAUUCAAGAAGCGCAAAGAAGAACAGUUGUUGCAACAAGCUAACGGUAAUGGAAAAGCGACCGUCGCAACGACAUCACAAAAUUUAAAAUCCCUGAGCAGUGUGUCCGAACGCUUUGGCAAAAUAUUCAAAAAGACGAAAAAGAAAAAGCUACUGGAAGUGGAAAAGCGAGACGCCAGCCCAUCUUCGGACGAACAGUCGUCUCCAUCGAGUCCCGGUUCGAUUCCGACCGAUUCGGAAAACGUUUACCUGCAAUUCGAUAUGGACGAUGAACUAGAGAAUGACAGCCAUCGAUUGAGCGAUAUCGGCAGAUUGAAGAAGUACCAACGAAAAUCCUAUCGUCCGUUAAAGAAUCGUGGCCAAAUUCAAGCUUCCAUAGUUGACGAACAAUUCUGGGUCCGUGUGAAGACGUGUUGCGGCGUAGUGUAUGAGAAUAAAUUAAUUGGAGCCGUAAUGGUUGACUCAAUGUCCACAACUGUGUGUCCAUUACAUAAACGUGUUCCGAAUACGACGAAUGAAGUGGCGAAAGUGACCAACGGCACCAUGCAUCCAAAUGCACAGCUCGACGCUUUCAAUACACAAGUACAGGAAAUGUACGCUAACAAUGCUGCGUUAAAGUCAUGUAGCAUUGCGGAUAGUUCCACAAAUGCAAUACGCGGUGCUAAGUACGAAGCAAUGCAUCAAAUUGACGUUGUAGAUACGACAAGCAUCAAAAACAAUUACAAACUCAGCAAAUUAGCCCAAUCCAGCACGGAGAUGAGUUCGAAGUCGUUCAAUUAUCUGCAUAAAAUUAAGGCUGACUCCGGUAAAAUCACAAAACUUCCAACCAAAUUGAAAUCGAGCGAUUUGAAUAUUGUGAAAAAUUUGGUCAAAUUUUGUCACGAGAAAUCGGCCAAAGUGACACCGCUCAAUGAUAAAAUCAUAUCGGGAGCGCACAGUGAAAAACUGAAUGAAGUGCUGGGCACGAAAAUGAACGAAAACUCGUCGGAUUCGGGAUAUGAUGAGAUGUCGAAUAGCCAAGAAUUGAAUCAGAAAUCGAGAAUCGGUGCAAUCAGACCCGUUAUUCUAGCUAAUGGAAUUAAGCUCCAUGUGCAACCACAAAAUUUAGUGUUAGCUGCGAAUCUGGCUGGAAUAUCUCCAAUGCAUCAAAAAUCACUCUACAAAACAAGCACAAUACCCGCUCAGAAUCAGAUCGUUGCCGUACACCAGGACGUUAUGCAAAAUGUCAUAUCGUCGACAACCAGCAAUAAAGUUGAGGCCACACCAAGCAACCAGACGAAUCUCAAUCAAAAUUUGGUAGUUAUUAAACCAAAGUAUUUUCAACAGGCCACCAACUGAGACAGGUAAAAAGAUUUAAAAAAAAAGAAUUUUCGUAAAUUUUUCGUUGAAUGAAAACUUAACGAAAAUCGUCAAUUUCUUUUGCGACGGUUAAUCAUUUUUCUAAAAAAAAAAUAUUUUUCUUCGUUCAGUAUUUUUUUACUUUUAAUUUAUUUUUUGUCUUGAUUUUGUUUAGCUUAUUUUACUUUUAAAAAAAUUGGAAAAAGUUUUUCAUUUCCAAAAAAAGCAUAAGAAAAGAAAAUCCCAAUUGUAGUUUAUUGUACAAGUCACAACAAAGACAAUCGAUUAAAAUGUAAUGACCACUGUUUGGAUAGGUAAUUUUCGGAAUUCUUUUCUUCCUUAAUUAGAAAAUCUAUAUUUUGUAAUUUAAACAUUUAAAAAAAAAUCUGAUGAAUCUUCGACUUUCCAUGUUACACACACAUAUAUUUUAUUUUGAGAACCCAGGACGAAUGAAAAAUAUAAAUUGUUACGAGCUCGUGAAUUUUGUGUGGGUGUACAUGACAUCCAGAUUUAUUAUAAAAAAAUAUCUAUUUUUUGCAAUUUUAGCGCGUUUUUUUAAUGUUUAUGUUUCCCUUAAUUUUUUUUUUCUUUCCAAUGUGCAUUUUAUUUAUCAGCCUGUAUUUUAUGAUAUAAGAAAUUAUAAAGUU